AUGGCGGCCAUCGACUCGGUCAACGGCAGCACCCGUUCGUUGAAGGACAUCGUUCAGCAAGCCCAACCAAGCCUACAGGGGUAUGAAUCGUUAUACAAGAUUAUCCACACCAACCCAGACCUCUCGCAUCAAGAAUCGGACACCGCUGCGUUGAUAAUCAACCAUCUCAAGAGUCUCACAGGAGACCUUGACAUUCGCACCAACAUUGGCGGCCAUGGUCUGAUAGCGGUACUGCGGAAUGGGGUUGGGAAGACCGUCUUGCUUCGUGCCGAUAUGGAUGCUCUUCCUGUAGCGGAGAAGACGAAUCUGGAUUAUUCCAGUCACAAAAGGCAACUUGGCGCUGAUGGAAAAGAGACCCCCGUCAUGCAUGCUUGUGGACAUGAUUUCCACGUCGUAUGCUUGUUGGUAGCUGCCGAAGCCCUGCUGGCAGCGCGAGAUUCCUGGUCAGGUACCGUGGUCUUUCUCUUCCAACCCGCUGAGGAGACCGGCGACGGUGCGCACGGUAUGGUUCAGGACGGGCUUUACGACAAAGACAGGCACAACUGUCCGAUUCCCGAUAUGGUGCUGGGCCAGCACGUUGCACCUAUCAGAGCCGGUGUUGUUGCGACCAAGGCGGGGCCUGUCAUGAGCUCUUCCGACAGUCUUAAAAUCACCAUCUUCGGCCGAGGAGGUCAUGGGAGCAUGCCUCACAGGUGCAUCGAUCCUGUUGUCAUUGCAAGCCAUAUCGUAGUCCGAUUACAGACCAUAGUGAGCAGAGUGGUGCCACCCGACGAGGUAGCCGUCAUCACGGUAGGAUCGAUCCACGCCGGCGAGGCCGAGAACGUGAUCUGCGACAGAGCCUUCUUCACCAUCAACAUUCGAACACUCAACGAGGAAGUCAGAAAGCUAGUCCUAUCCCACGUCAGAAGAACCAUCGAGGCCGAAACCAGCGCGGGAUUCUGCGAGCAGCCACCUCGAAUUGAACACCACAUGAGUCUUCCAGUCACUGCCAACGCCGCCACAGCGACAAACCAACAGCUGCAGCACAUCUUCCAGUCGCACUUUGCGGAAAACUUCGCACUCAUGCCCAAGAGCAGCCUCGCGAGUGAAGACUUCAGCGUGCUUGCCUCCGAGAUCGGGAAGCCGUACUACUUCUGGCUCUUCGGUGGUGUUGACCAACAACAGUGGGAUUCUCUUGCAGCUGUGAACAAGCUGGACACGCUCCCCAUCAACCAUAGCCCGGACUUUGCACCUGUCAUUCACCCGACGCUGCAGACUGGUGGGGAAGCCAUGACCAUUGCAGCACUGGCAUUUUUGCGUGGGCCGUGA
Messenger RNA from Exophiala aquamarina CBS 119918, 1308 nucleotides. RefSeq lists its product as uncharacterized. Lineage: Eukaryota; Fungi; Ascomycota; Eurotiomycetes; Chaetothyriales; Herpotrichiellaceae. Gene Ontology annotation, molecular function: hydrolase activity. The record is from RefSeq and is a predicted model, not a curated record. The coding region runs from base 1 to 1308 and encodes 435 amino acids. The transcript has 2 exons.